This is a messenger RNA of Girardinichthys multiradiatus, 4830 nucleotides long. RefSeq names its product oxidation resistance protein 1. Bases 254 to 2500 code for a protein of 748 amino acids. Gene Ontology annotation, cellular component: nucleus. The transcript is spliced from 16 exons. Lineage: Eukaryota; Metazoa; Chordata; Actinopteri; Cyprinodontiformes; Goodeidae. The record is from RefSeq and is a predicted model, not a curated record. Gene Ontology annotation, biological process: response to oxidative stress; regulation of transcription by RNA polymerase II.
UGGCGCUCCUGACAAAGGAGGAGCUUCUAUAAUAAACUUGUUACUGCUGUCUGCGGUCAUAUUAUAACCCUGCAUCAUGAAGGUGCGUUCAUGUGACAGCCGCUCAUCCCCGUCCUCGGGCAGGACUGCACCCAGGUGCAGACACAGGGAGUAAAUACUAGGCAUGGGGAACAAAAAGAGGAAGGACACCAGCUGAGCCCCUAACAGCUCUACAUCUACAGCCUGCUGCCUGCAAUAAACCAGAAAAAUAGAAAUGGCUCAAUCCGUCAGAAGACCGGAUACUUUAGGAGCCGCAAACCUCAAACCUCAAGGGGAUAAGACCAGGACCGGCUACUUCUGCAAUGUGAAGAGCAGGUUAGGGUCCAAGCUGCCUGCUGGUGUCUCUCAGCCUCCACAGUUUGCAAAGCCUCCCUGGGAGACCCGACCUCAAUCCCAGAUGAUGCAGAAAGCCGCAGCCAGCGUACAGUAUAAGAAUGAGCCCAUUGUGAGCAGACCUCUCGACCACAUCCCCCACAUCAGAAACCCUAAGCUGCGGCAGUACUACCUGCAAGGGACUGCAUGGGAGCUAAACAACGCUGUGGGGACUAAAGAGCAUGUUGGUGGACCACCAGAUGGCAGCACAGGCAGCACUGGUCUUCCCGGAGACACAGUGUUCAGCGUUUCAUCCCAGUUCAACAGUAAUGCUGAACCCUCAGCUGAAGAGAGCAAAACAGUCGACCUGUUCUCCGUAACACGACCCAGCUCUGAUACCCUCAUAGUGAAAGAGCAGCUGGUCUCGAAGAGAAAGGACACUUCUGUCAGUAGAAAAUCAUCUAACCCACAACUGGACUCAGACUCCGGGCUGAAUAAAAAGAAGGAGGCAGAUGCAGAUCAAGACUGUUUGGAUUCUCUCACUGCUCAGCCUCAGUCCCCCUCACCGGAGGCAGAAUAUGACAAGCUACUGGAUGUGGAGGCCGUGCCGCUGCCAGACGGACACCUCUGCUUGUUGGCUCUGCCUCCUGAGUGCUGUCAGGGCGAGCGCCCAGAGGCCAUGCUGUACCUCAAACUGUUCUGCCGCUACAUCACCGACGGAAAGGGUGUGGUUUCUGGCAUCCUGCUGGUGACGUCCAAUAAAAUCUUCUUUGACCCGUUUAAGACCCAUCCUCUGGUGAUGGAGCAUGGCUUCGAGGACUACCUUUUGUCUUGCACUGUUGACAGUCUGGUUUCUGUCUCCUUUUUCCCUGACAUUUCGCACAUUCACUUCAACACCUCCCAGCAGAGAAGGAGGCGAAAAGAAAAGAAACUUUUUCAGAAGCUCAAAAUCACCAAAGGUCAAGCAGGCAGCCUCCAAAGCAAAAAGCAGGAGGAGUCUCCCCCAGUUCCAUCAGUGAUGCCCAGUUCCAUCCUGAGCCUAACUAAGGAGGUUUCAGAGGAGGACGAGGAGAGCAGAGAUAUGGCCGAUGUGGAGGGGGGGCUGGAGAGCAGCUCUCUUGAGGUGCUGCCUGAGGAUCCUGUGGGCGGUUUGGCUGUCCUGAGCAAUGCCACCACCUUCUGCUGUGGCAGUCCAGAGGUGGAGCAGCCAGACAUGGAGAAAUCUUCUGUGAAGAGUCAGACUGCAGUUCCUCAAAGACCGUCAGUGGGAAGUCUUGGGGAUUUGAUGUUUGUGCGACUGCGGGCUCAGUCAUCUGCAGGAAAGACGAAGCCUAACCCAUCAAAAACUUUACCCAGAAGGGACACCUGGUUGGCCCUGACACAAGAAAGCUCCGAGGAGCUGCGCUUUUAUCUGAAGCUUCGACGGCCAGACCUGUAUAUAUUGGAGGGGGAGGAGGAGGGGGAGACCGAUCAUGAUGAGGAGGAGUUUGUUCUCAUUGAGGAUAGAGGACAAGAGGGAGAAGAGGAUGAAGAGAUGUUUCAGGCACUCCGCGGCUCAGGGGACGACUGGGAGAUGGUGUUGAUGGAAGAGAAUAAAGACAAGCCACUCAUGGUAAUCGACAGGGAACCCGAAGGAAUUAGUAACAUCAUCGACAACAGCCAUAUUCUGGAGGCUUCGCAUGUCAGAGAGCUGUGUAAGGAGCUUCCCCCCAGGACGGUGGGCCAGACGUGGCAGCUGGCUUACAGCACGUCCCGUCAUGGCGCCAGCCUCAAGUCUCUUUACAGGAAACUCAGCAACACUGACUCUCCUGUGCUGAUUGUCAUAAAGGAUGCACUAGAUGAGCUUUUCGGAGCCUUUCUCUCUGAUCCUCUGAGACCCAGUGAGAAUUUCUAUGGUACAGGAGAAACCUUCCUCUUCAUGUUGCAUCCUCGUUUUAAGUGCUUCAGGUGGACGGGAGAGAACUCCUUUUUUAUUAAAGGAGACUUGGACUGCUUCGCUGUUGGCGGUGGAAGUGGUCACUUUGGGCUGUGGGUCGAUGAGAACCUGUACCUGGGGCGCAGCAGUCCGUGCUACACCUUCAACAACUGCUGCCUCUCUGAAACCGAUGAUUUCCGCAUCAUGGAGCUGGAGGUGUGGACAUUUAGCUGAGGAGACUGCUGGUCACUGAAAAGUAGAAGCUGCUCGUCUAUCCCAAUCACAUCCAUAUCUUUUAUCAAACUAGAGUCAUGUGCUGUGGACUCUUUCCCUGAGUGGGGUUCAGAUGGUCGACUGUUGUAAAUGUCCGACCCAUUCCUGUGGGUUUGGCAGCCAAACUGAGCGCAGCUGAACUGGUACCAGACUAGAUUCUUUGAAUCCAUUGCAAGUGUCAGAGAAUGGACUUUGGUCUUAAUGUAAAUUAGCACCCUCACGUCAUUUUAUAAUUUAACAUAAAUAAAUACAAUCCUGUGCCUGCCAUCUUAAUGCAUGACUAAUCUUAAAAUAUGUUACUCUUCAGUUGACGCUGGAGGUAUAAAUGGCUUUUUCGUCCAUCUGGUAUGGUGCCUGAACACUGUAUUCCACCACUGAGGUCUCUCAACGUGAAGGAGAAGGUGUAGAAUGACUUACAUUAUGGCUGUAACUGUAAUAUACUGACUCUGAUUGACCAAUCUACCUGAUUUACAUCAAUCAGUACUGUGGAUUGAUUAAUUAAUGUGAAUUUGAAUGGUUGUAUAAUGGAUCUACAGGGCUGGCCAGAGGGUUGCAUCCACUCAUCUGUAUGGAUGUCAUAUGAAUUUGGGGCUUUUAAUAAUGUGUUUGAACUAUUCUUUUUUUUUUGAAUGCUGGAGUUAAUAUAGAGAAAACAAUUUGAAUGGCUUUUAAAAAACAGAAUUGGAUUCACUGGUUUGUGCCUAUUGUGACUUUUCUCUAAUCCAAACAAGCUCCACACUAAUAUUUUGUUAAACGUUCCUUAGCAAGCUGCAGAGAAACCACACACUUUUGUAGCCAUCAAUAAACUUCUGGCAUAAUUCUGCAUGGAUCCACUCCUCUUGGCAGAAAUGGUAGAGCUUCUUUAGAUGGUUGGUUUUCUGCCACAAACCUGGCUUUUAAACAUAGUCCAUAAACAAGGGUGAUCCCAGAAACUUAAUGUGAGUCUGCUUUGGUAACUCAAAAACAGUUUUGGAUCAAUUUCCAGUCAGAACAAUUCAUUCACCCUGUGCAAUAAACCAGAAAAACUAGCAGCAAAAUGCCCUCGGCAUGAUGCUGCCAUCACCAUGUUUGAAAAUGUGUGCGGUGUUUUUAGGUUUAAAGCCCUCAACAUGAAUCCUACAAACAUCUUUCUUCAAACUACUCAAUGUUUGUCUUGUCUAACCAUAAAAUGUUUCUCUUUGAGGCAUGUAGCUCGUCCGUGCGGCAGCUCCCGGUCAGGCUAAAAGGAGUCUUUUUUGGGGCGGGGUCUUCUGGCUUGGUCAGUGUACUUUCAGUCCAGGUUGAUGAGAAAAUUAACUUCCAUUUUACAACAGGUUUGAGCCCCAGUAAUUUCCAGGUUGGUCCUUAACAUCCAAACUACUUUUCCUUUCAUCUGAGGGGUACAGUUUGGGUCAUGUGGUGGAGACUUGGGCACUAUUGGGUGUUCCAUCAGUGCAAUGAUCCCAGACUGAAAUCAAAAGGGCUUUUGGGGGUGGAUGAACGAGGCUAACAUUAAGUUUUGAGAAUAGCCUCGACCUCAGCCUUGUGGAAAAAAUGUGGACUAUGCUUAGAGGUAUGGAUGCACAAUAUAUCUGCAUUAACAUCGUUAGUCAUUUUUUAACAUAUCUGUAUCGGCCCCACAAGUAAAACUGGUGAUGCAGCGCAGGAUUGUGGGCUAUUUAACUGAAGCAGAGAAGCAAUGUGAGCGGUGUGGUCAUUUUUUUUUAUGUUGUUGAACGGGUAGGGAAAUAUAAUUUAUAUAAUAUCGCUGAAUAUCAGUUAUCAGCCAUAAGAACAAGUUUUGUAUCGGUUCAUCCCUACUUAAAAGCAUGGUGUCAGGAAAUUAACCAUUUUAAAUGAACUCUACUCUUUGACAUUAAUGCAGAUGAAUAGUGGAUGCAGACUUCUGAACAGAACUGUUUCCAAGAUUGUUGCUGAGAAAGAAACACUCUUAUUUGUACAGAAAAAGUGUAUUUAUUAUGGAAAAAUUGCACAAAUGGGUCAGAGAAUAACUGUGUGGUUACUCCAAAGGCUUUGUGCAGCAAACAGAAAUGACUUGGUUAAAGUUCUUGAUUUUCUGGAAAGCUUGUGGUACCAGCUAUGAUUCUCUGCAUCUUGUUUUAUAUGUAAAUGUAAAUUAAGGACAUGAGGAACACACUGAAGCAUGAGAUAAAAAGUUUCUUGUCUAGGUACAGAUACUAUCAAGCUUGCUGUAUAAUCAGUAUAAUAUCUUUAUAGCUAAAACAUCAGUUUUGUCUCAUAUGUGUAAAUAUGAAGCAGGUGGAAAUUAAUCUAAUAAAUCAAAAACAAUG